This is a messenger RNA of Hemiscyllium ocellatum (epaulette shark), 3930 nucleotides long. Its product is annotated as dynein axonemal assembly factor 3-like. The record is from RefSeq and is a predicted model, not a curated record. The transcript has 11 exons. The coding region runs from base 1 to 1509 and encodes 502 amino acids. Lineage: Eukaryota; Metazoa; Chordata; Chondrichthyes; Orectolobiformes; Hemiscylliidae. Gene Ontology annotation, biological process: motile cilium assembly; axonemal dynein complex assembly.
AUGACAGCCUGUGGUAGUGGGGAGGGAUUCGGGGCAGUGACCUGGUGGGGAUUCAGCCCAGCAAUGGAUUUCCAAGAAAAAGGUUUAACUGCUUCAUUGGAAGCUCUGAGCUCAAAAGAAGACAGUGUUCCCGAACUUAAUGUUCUCAUGGUUGGUGCUGGAGAUAGCCGACAUGUCCUAACAACUAUUUCCCGAAAUCAUCACUGGCCACGGAGAAAGAUUAAUUUCUACAUUGUUGAGAAUAACUUGGAGCUUAUAGGUCGACAUCUUCUUUUUCUUACCAUUGCUUUGGAACCUCCAGAACAGAUGGGUUUACGAGAAAAGUGUGAACUCCUGCUUGAGUUGUUUGGGAAUAGUCUGAUACGGAGUCAGACUGCAACCUACCUGCAGGACAAAGCUAACCUCUUCAUUCACUAUAUAACAGAUCUUGAUUUCCUUCAUAAGAAACUGCCAAUGAUUGACAUGUCCGGCCUGAAGUUUAAAGAGCGAGAUCAGUUGGAAGCAAUUUUUAAAUUCUGGAGGAAUCCAGAUCAGAAGCUCUUUCAGAUCAAUCGGUUGUGGGAUAUGCGAAACAGGCAAUACCUGGGCAACCGAUAUGACUCUAGGAUCGGUGUUUAUGAUUGGGACUUACAUAUGAAAUUGUAUGAGCGAGGGGCUCGUAUAAUAAACAAUCGACAAUACUAUCAAUGGAGAGAUAAAGGGUUGGCAUUUGAAGUUCGUGAGGGACUAUAUGAUGUUCCAAACAAAUCUCUGGCUUCUGGGCUGCUUAUGAAUUACAAAGGGGAGAAAGUUCCUGCGCGUGGCUACUGGGGAGAUAUUGUCACAAGCCCAUACAUCGCAUUUGGAAUUGAAACAGAAGAGCAAUCCCUUCUAAAGACAGCAAAUGGUGUCCAUGUAAAGACAGCACAGGAUGUCUCUCAGUAUAACAUAACAGCCUUACUCCAUGAACUGGUUGCCAAGGAGAAAUAUGCACUGCCAACAGAAAAGGCCACCUUGCAUGAGAUUACAGAAGAGGAGGAAGGUGGAAUGGAGAAUGACUCUUCUAACAUAAAAAAUGAAUCGACUCAUACACGUCAACAUCCAGAGAUUGUGACAGAAGAAGGAACAAUGAAGCAAAGCAAUGAUUUGGACGGCACAAACUCCAGUGGAGGCCACUGUGCAGCUGAAUACGAUUACGUCCCCUUGCCUGAUGUAAAGAUUCAUUUCCUACCAAUGAACUGUGUAACAGAGCUUCAUAAGAAGAGCAAUUACUGUGAGAGGUUUAAUGUGAUCUACUUUUCUUGCAGUAUGCUUCACCAGUUAAAACCAGAGUUGAAGCAGAUUGCUGCACCACGAGCAACUCUCAUAGUGGAACUACCAAAGUUUAUGCUAGAUCUGCGCAAAGAAGUGAUGACUAAGUUUGCCAGCAGUGCAACUGAAAUGGCAAAGAAGGCAGGCUUUGUGCCUUUUGGGAACAUAGAUGAGGAGAAGGAUUCCUUUGCACGUUUUGAAUUAAAGGAUGGUCCAUAACUUUGAUUUAGCCAAUGUGAGGCUGGUGUUAGCUGAGCAAAACAGAAGUAGCAAACAAUUCUGUUAUCACGGACUGAUCUUUCCUAUUGCUUUUAAAAAUGGAGAUGAUAAUGGCACAUUCUGAAGAGAGCACAUCAGAUUUUAGCACAUGAACUUCAUCAUAAAACAGCCAGCUGAAUGAUUAUCAAUUUAAGCUUGUGGUGCUGUGAUUAUUGUUUAUUACAAUUUCUGCACCAAUGGACAAAGUCUGACAGUAACUGUAUAGUCUGAAAACAUUUAAUUCUAGUUGAAUGUUUCCCAGUUAUUCCACCAAAGUUGACUAAAGUUAUUUAGGACUAAGUCAGGCUUCUCCUAGGAAAGAAAUAAGCCCAACAUCAGGGACUUCUGCCUGCCCUCAGCUUUUCAUCUUUAUUUUACUUCCCAACCUUGUGUUCUUAAUUCCCUUCCUCUCUCUCUCUCUCCUGUGUUAUGUCUUUUAUUUGAUCCCUGCCUGUGAAUUUCUCUUGGGACGUCUUGCUAAGCUUGAGGAGAGCCAGAGAAAUUAAACUUAAUGCUCCAAGAAUGUGGUGUCUCCAUUCUGUAGUGCCUACUGUGCUACUUUUAAGUACAAUUGGAAAUAUUGCCAGAAUCCAUACAUCCUGUCAGAUUCUUUGGGGACAGUUGACUGAAUGGCUGGUUUGCAAUGCAGAGUGACACCAACAAGAUGGCUUUAAUUUCUUCACUGACUGAGGUUACCACGAAGGACUCUCCUUCUCAACCUCUCUCUUCACCUGAAGUGUGGUGAUCUCCAGGUUAAACUAUCAUCAGUUCUCUCUCUCUCUAAUGAAAGCGCAGCUUUAUGGUCCUCUAGGGUGAUGGUGAUUUCAUUUACCCUUCAUUUAUUCAAUUAGAUUAUUAUUUGUUUAUCUUAAUUUCUUAUUACCUUUAUUUAAGGCAAAAUAGGCUUUACAAAAGUGUUCGUACUUAGUGGUAUAGACUUGUAUUGUUUUGAAAGGUUGACAGGUUUCUUCAUUUAAGAUUUAUACAGGAUGAGGUGACCAGACAGCCGAACUUCUAUGUCAUCACUUUCUCAGAGUAUUCAGAGUGGAAACAAUAUUUACAUGUCGAUGCAUGGGUGUAAUCAUUUGGUCUUUAUAUUUCUGUUUCCUCUUGUGAGCAUUGUAAGUGACUCUGCUACUUAUUUAUCAGCUAUCUGUACUGUAUCUUUAACAUAGCAGCUAUGUCCAAUGUGUCUCAUAGGAGACACAGAGCAAUCAGAGAAGAUUUAGGGAAGUAUUUGAAGACUUGGUCAAAGUUUUCUUUUAGGAAGGAUUUGGAGGAUAAAUGAAGUGCUAAUCUCAGAGACAGAGUACUAGACAGUAGAACUAGGAUGGUUGAAAGCUCUCAGUGAUUGGCAAGUAAAUGGUGAAUUGUAACCCAAUUUGCUGGGAAGUAUGUACUAGUUGUAAGCCAUUACAGUCAAGAAAGAUCUUGAAAGAAAGACCUCUUCAGUUAAGACAAACGGAUAUAUGAUGAACUUUUGGUGAAGGGUUAACAUGGAGGAUACUAUAUCAGGUUUCCAUUAUAUCUCUUUCUCUCAAUUACCCUUUGUAUUGAAGUCAGUUGGAGGUAUAUUUUCAUAAAUAGUUGGAAGUGGAAGUGAAAGUUGGGCAACUUGAUUGAGCUACAUGUUUAACUGUUGGCUAAUCCAACAUUGCCCAUUUUAUACUGUUGCAUUCACUGUUCGAUUACACCUAAAUCAAAUGAACUUAGCUUGGUAGCAUCACGGUGUGUGUGACAGGAGAAUUUUCAGCUGAAUUGUUAAGCGAUAUAACUUUCACCAUUUCUUAUCAGAUGGACCAUGCUGUAACAUCACUGAAGCAAAUCAAUGAACAUAGAUAGGGCAAUAUUAUUCAUGAAUAGAUACAUUGCUCACUGUUUUGUAUCUUUACGAAGCAGCAUCCAGAUGUACAGUGUGGCAAAUACAGACAGUGGAAACCAGGCAUGCUUGAAUCUGGACUUGGGAAAAUAAACUCUGUGUGCAAUACUUUAACAUAUGCAUCAAGUUCGUUCAUUGGCCUCCAAUUGCAAAUCUGAUUUUUUUCUGAAUGGUUGAUCGCAGCUAAGACAGUCAGCACUACUUAAAAUUAAGAUGCACCUGAGCUUUUUUUAAACCUUUUAUUUUAAGAAGAGGAGAAAUUUACAUAAAGCUUUAAGAGAACAUGAAAAGUGUACAUUAAGGGUUGAGGACAAAUGGGUAGCUCUUUCAAGGUGCUAGAAUGGCAGUGGGCUGCAUUGUCACUGGGGGGAGUGUUACUCAAUUAAUAAUCCAGAUGUCCGCGCUCAUAGUCUGAUGAUGUGGGUUUGAAUUCCACCAGAUGAUGAAAGUGGAAUUCAAUAAAACUGGGAAUUAGAAACCAGCCAAAUGGCAAUGAUGUAACU